AUGAGCAUGGAUGGAAUAGGCAAGAAGCUGGGUAAUUUGUCCCUGUAUGAAGUCAAGGCAUACGUCAGGAAAGCUCAGAAUGCUGUCUUGAAUCUCAGUGAGAUGGAGGCCAAAGUCCGUGAGGCCACUAAUAACGAGCCAUGGGGCACCAGUGCCAGUUUGAUGAAUGAAAUAGCCCAAGGUACCUACAAUUAUAGAGAACGCAGUGAAAUCGCAAACAUUAUCUUCAGGAGAUUUACUGAGAAGGGCGCCAACGAGUGGAGACAAAUAUACAAGGCUCUUCAGCUGAUGGAGUAUCUGAUUAAGCAUGGGUCGGAGCGAUUCGUGGACGAUGCCAGAGGUAAUAUUUCUUUGGUGACUAUGCUUAGAAACUUCCAAUACAUUGAUUCUCGUGGCGUUGAUAGAGGUGUUAACGUACGUAACAGAGCCAAGAAUCUUGCCAAACUACUCAAAGAUGAAAGUGCCAUUCGUACAGAGCGAAAGAAGGCUAGGGAGUCUGCAAAGAAGUUCGGUGCCGUUACAAACGUUCCUUCUUCCAAAAAAUAUGACAGUGGGUCUAGCGGUAGACACUCUGGUUCCUCUUUUUCAACUUCUGGUGGUUUAGGAAGAUCACAUGGAAUUAGUAUCAGCGCUGAUGAUGAUUUGGAUGAAAGUGACUUUGGUCGUCGUAGCGUUGAUGCAGGGCAUUCUGGUACCAGAGAUCAUGAAGACUUUGAAGAGUAUGACAUUGAAGACGGGAGCCAUGGUCACAUACAAUCUCAUACUUCAAGAACUGCACAUGCACAACCCACUACUGCAUCUACAAACUACAAUGCCCAACCUGAUUUACUAGGGGAUGACAAUGAUAUUUUAAAGAAGAGUGAUGAUGAAGACGAGUUUGACGAUUUUCAAAGCUCUGCUGCUCAAACUCAACCUGCCCCCACCAGUAGCGCCCAAUCCAGUAAUUUGGCUGAUCUGCUUGGUGGUCAAUCUGGCCAACUGUUCUCUUCUACUUACACCACUACUCAAACAUCUACACCUACCUACUCUACCUCGUCUGCAGUUCCGGGCUCUUUCCCAUCUGCUCAAGUGAAUGUGAGCAAUGGAAUUUCAAAGCCAAAAGCUGACGCAUUUAGUUCUUUGUUGAGCAAUGCAAGAUCAAAGAAAAUCAGUCAAAAACCGCAGCCAACAGCAACAAAAUCCGCUGCUAAUGACGAUGAUUCAUUCGGGGCAUUUACCUCUGAGGCUCCGAAGAAGCCAUCAACUCCUCAGCAAGCAAACAAUGGCGAGGUUGAUUUGCUGUCGUUCUGA
Komagataella phaffii GS115 is the source of this 1290-nucleotide messenger RNA. RefSeq lists its product as uncharacterized. The record is from RefSeq and is a predicted model, not a curated record. The transcript has a single exon. NCBI's taxonomy places the organism in Eukaryota, Fungi, Ascomycota, Pichiomycetes, Pichiales, Pichiaceae. The coding region runs from base 1 to 1290 and encodes 429 amino acids. Gene Ontology annotation, molecular function: clathrin binding; phospholipid binding. Gene Ontology annotation, cellular component: plasma membrane; clathrin vesicle coat; endosome. Gene Ontology annotation, biological process: Golgi to endosome transport; endocytosis.